Molecule: messenger RNA, 5139 nt
Organism: Apodemus sylvaticus (European woodmouse)
Lineage: Eukaryota; Metazoa; Chordata; Mammalia; Rodentia; Muridae
Gene: Slc36a1
Product: solute carrier family 36 member 1
Exons: 11
Coding region: 149-1576 (475 amino acids)
Biological process (GO): proton transmembrane transport; glycine transport; proline transmembrane transport
Cellular component (GO): vacuolar membrane
Molecular function (GO): glycine transmembrane transporter activity; amino acid:proton symporter activity; L-alanine transmembrane transporter activity
Source: RefSeq, a predicted model, not a curated record
GUGACGGCGCCCGGAAGCGGCUGUCCAGGCGGCUAAAAAACCAUGGCUAGGGGUCGGCGCUGAGGCUGCGCAAGGUGGGCUGAACUAGAGCAGGAGCGGGAGCCGGAGCUGGAGCCGAAGCCCGGGCCGGGCAGGGCCGACCGCUACCAUGUCCACACAGAGGCUUCGGAAUGAAGACUAUCAUGACUACAGUUCCACAGACGUGAGCCCCGAGGAGAGCCCAUCUGAAGGCCUUGGGAGCUUCUCCUCCGGCUCCUACCAGCGCUUAGGAGAGAACAGUAGCAUGACAUGGUUCCAGACCUUGAUCCACCUGCUAAAGGGCAACAUUGGCACCGGACUGCUGGGGCUGCCUCUGGCGGUGAAGAAUGCAGGCCUCUUGUUGGGUCCUCUCAGCCUGCUGGUGAUUGGCAUUGUGGCCGUACACUGCAUGGGUAUCCUGGUGAAGUGUGCUCAUCACUUAUGUCGUAGACUGAACAAACCCUUUUUGGACUAUGGGGACACGGUGAUGUACGGACUAGAAUGCAGCUCCAGCUCCUGGGUCCGGAGCCACUCCCACUGGGGAAGGCGCAUCGUGGACCUCUUCCUCAUCAUCACUCAGCUGGGGUUCUGCUGCGUCUACUUUGUGUUUCUGGCGGACAACUUUAAACAGGUGAUAGAGGCGGCCAACGGGACCACCACCAACUGCAACAACAAUGUGACCGUGAUCCCGACAUACACCAUGGACUCUCGACUCUACAUGCUCGCCUUCCUGCCCUUCCUGGUGGUGCUGUCUUUCAUCAGGAACCUGCGUGUCCUGUCCAUCUUCUCCCUGCUGGCCAACCUUAGCAUGUUUGUCAGCCUGAUCAUGAUAUACCAGUUUAUCGUCCAGAGGAUCCCAGACCCCAGACCCCUCCCCUUGGUGGCUCCAUGGAAGACCUACCCUCUGUUCUUUGGCACAGCGAUCUUUGCUUUUGAAGGCAUUGGAGUGGUUCUACCCCUUGAGAACAAAAUGAAGGACUCACAGAAAUUUCCAUUGAUCCUGUAUUUGGGGAUGGCUCUCAUCACUGUACUCUACAUCAGCCUGGGGAGCCUGGGGUACCUGCAAUUCGGAGCUGAUAUCAAGGGCAGCAUCACCCUCAACCUGCCCAACUGCUGGUUGUACCAGUCUGUGAAGCUGCUGUACUCCAUAGGCAUCUUCUUCACGUAUGCUCUCCAGUUCUACGUUGCGGCUGAGAUCAUCACCCCGGCCAUUGUGUCCCGAGUGCCUGAGCGUUUCAAGCUGGUGGUGGACCUUUGUGUGCGCACUGCCAUGGUCUCUGUGACAUGUGUUCUGGCCAUCCUCAUCCCCCGCCUGGACCUGGUCAUCUCCCUGGUGGGCUCCGUGAGCAGCAGCGCCCUGGCCCUCAUCAUCCCGCCCCUGCUGGAGGUGACCACCUACUACGGAGAGGGCAUGAGCCCCCUCACUAUCAUCAAGGACGCCCUCAUCAGCGUCCUGGGCUUCGUGGGCUUCGUGGUGGGGACCUACGAGUCUCUGCGUGAGCUGAUCCAGCCAAGCCAUAGCGGCUCCUCUACCAAUUCCACCAGUGCCUUCAUAUAAGGAUCUGGGCAUGCACCCUCCACCUGCCCAGCCCCACCCUGUGUGUCUCCCAGUAGUAUCCCCACAUCCUCAGGAAUGGUUUAGCCUCUGGAAAAAGGCAGGGUUUCUGCCUGGGCACUCCUCUAUCUGGCAUUGGACCCUUGGGUAACCUGGGCUAGUUGAGACUGAGACUGGGAGGAGGGCGGGGAGCAGACCCUCCGCUUGCGAUGGUGCCACCACUGCUCUCCUUUAUCAUGCCUCCUCCCUCAGCACUGCCCCCACCCCGGUCUAACCUGCCACACCUAAAUUAUUCCCAUUGCACAGCUCACUUUAUUUAAAAGGUAGUCUCCUGCUCCCGACAUUUUCUCCCUCCCAGGGACAGGCCUAGAUUAAAUAAGGGGGGGGGGGGGCGCUCAUGUUUUACAAAGUCAGGCCUCUCUCUCAUAGGGCUCCCAAAUGCAGUACCUCACUAUGUUAUCCAGCUGAGUCCUGAGAGGGUUCUGGAUGCCCCCAUCCCCCAUAGUUUACAGCCAGCCCUGAAUGCUGAAGGUUUCCAUCUACUGUCUGGCUUGGGGAACGAACCCGCAGGCCACAUCACCUCUUUUCUCGUUUCCUCUGUAGGUCACAGUUCUGCCCCUUGAUUCUUUUAGCUCUUAAAGAUAACUAGAUGCUGCCCAGACUGGAGGUAUUUAUAGUGUAUUUAAACUUAGGUUCCGGACUCUUACUUCAGACCUGGCAUCACGGUGGGCCACUUCUCCUUCAGCAACUUGCUUGAAGUGGCCUCUCCUGCCACUAAGAAACGUGCUCCAGGGGACCGUGGAUGUGCCCUCUGCCCUCUUGGCUCUGUGGCCCAGAGGCCAUUUUGUUGUUUGUUUUGUUUUGCUUUGCUUUGCUUUGCUUUGCUUUGUUUCAAGACAGGGUCUCAUGCCACCAUAGUUGGCUUUGAACUUGCUUGCUAUGUAGUCAAGGAUGAUGAUGGACUCUCUCUCCUUCUGCCUUUGCCCCAAGUACUGAGAUUGCUAGCAUGAGCUGCCACACCUAGCUGUCUCAGAGACCUCAAGCAGAUCAUGUGAGCAAGUACCACCUCUGGAAGACCAUGCACAUGUGGACUUCCGUUCACGAGAUUGACUCCAUGUGGGCACUCGGAAGUACUUGUGGUACACAAGGCCAAGGACGGGGUGCGGUUCCUCUUCAUAGACACUACGCACAAGGGUCAUUGUUUACAGUUCCUGGGGAGAGAGCAGAAACUCUGCCUUGCCCCAAGCUGCCUCUGUAUCCUGGUCUUCCAAGGAACCACUAAACACUAACUGCGGCCCAUACUUGUCCUUAUUAUGCCUUUCACAGAGUCACCUGGCUUCUAGGUCAGUCACCUUAGGGUGUGCCUUUAGAGGCCACUGAGGGAGUCUGUGGUUUGCCGCUGCCCCCCUGUUGAUGUCAGGACCGUUGUUAGCUCCCCAUCUCUGAGUUAUGUGUGUGUGAUUGUGCAUACGUAUGCACAUGACAAAGCGGUUUGUGUCUCCUCCUCUCUGGUUAGCAGGCUCUUACCUAGAGAUAGGAUUUGCCUUGAACCUUGAGUUAGACAAAGAAGCAAGAAUUUAUCAGGGUCUUGCUUCUGUGUUUGACAGAAGCUAGUGGCCCAACCUUGCAGCCAAACCCUUUCCUGCUGUUCUGUGCAGAGCCUGCUGAGUGACUUCCAGGUCAUGGGAUGGGAAGGAUGGUCUCUGGCUACAGCAGCAGCUGGCCUUAGCAGUGUUGCUAGGAGGAGGCAUUGCUAUCUUGGCCCCCAAGGAGAGCAAUGCUUUUUUCUCUUUUUGGCAUCAGUGUCCCCACAGGUGCUUAUGUGGCCUGGUGCCAGCUGGGAUUCACAGAUGCCUUGCUUUCUGGAGUCUCAGGCUAGAAAAAUGACCAAAGUGGGUUCAGACGCUGGCCAGCCACCAAACCGUGGGCCAGGCUCGCUCCUAGAGGGACCCAAACUUGGCCUCCAGGAUGGGAGGACUGUAUUCAGAACUGUUAGAGGCACUUGUACCCAAGUUGAGACCCAAGGCCAGCUAUCUCUUCAGGGCCCCUGGUGACACCAUGUGGAAUGCCUUCUAUAGCAUUUGGCUGAUGGCAGCUUCCUUGGUGCCUUGGUAUGGAUGAUAUCUUUCGAUCUCUUUCUGUGCUCCUAAGGCGUUGCCAGUUUGGUGACUUGACUCUUUGAGCAAGAUCAGGGCCUUUCUGGGUAGACACCAGGAAGCUGCUAAGCACAUAGCACCAGGCGCCACACACAGCCCAAGCGCCCACAGGAGCCCUGAGUCAGAACCCUCCGGACCCCUCCCACUGUCAGUUUGGAGCCAGAUGGCCCCCGGUGAGAAAACACAGAUAAAUGGGAACUUGGGCAGAACAAUAGAGACAAGACUUGUAGAGACUAAACCUGAAUCCAGAUGUCCCAGGGGCAGUCAUGCCCUGUCCUUGCCAGCCCAGUCCUUGUCUGAACCCAAAGUUUAUCUUCAGAGUCCUGUUAUCCCAGCCUUGAAUGCAAGCACUUGCUGGGAAGAGUGAGAACCAGCCCGAGCCACCCACCGUGCCCUUAGCUGUGGCAUCACUUGUGCUGCUGUCUGGGUCAGGAGAGGUAGAGGUUAGCGUAGGCCCCGCCCUGUCUCACCUCUCUAGCCACACCUACGGGCAGGUGCUGCCCGUCAGCUCUCUUCCCUUGAAAGCCUUGGGUAAGUGUGAUGAGUGGUCUGAAGGUAGAUCCCAGAGCCUGUCCUUAGACCCUCUCCUCCUCAGACUUCUCCCUCCCUCCAGUGUCUGCUCUUCGGACGCCAUUGUUUCACCCGAUCCUUCCAGGAAAUGCAGAGCUCAGAUCAUGUUUACAGCAUUCACUGUCCCCUUCGCAGCCGAGGGCUCUGGACACAGGUUUGCUUUCCCUACUGGGUAGCCCCAGCCACCACUUCCAUUGGGACACCGAGGCUUUCUGGAGCCUGGUGCAGGAACCAGACAGAGUGGUAGGACGUGGCAAUCAGGAGGGUGGCGCCAAGUUGGCUUGAGAAUUUAAUUUUCCAAAGUACAUUACAAAUCAGAUACCAUUAGGGGAGAGCAGGCCAUGUGGCUCGUCUUUGAAACCAUGGUCAAUACUUGAAGGCACUUUAGUCCUGCUGGCCGUGCCAGCUUCUGUCUGGCCAGUAUCUUCUUUUUCUGUAUCUCCUGAGUCAUUCCCUGGUCAGAGACAUUAAACCGCGCUCAUGGGCAGUUAUCAGAAAAAAGAAGCAGAAAAUGAGGCUAGAAGGAACCUGGUGUUUGCCCUGUUCUUUGGUUUAAAUCAAGCUGAUGUUGAAGAAGCUGGAUUUUUUUUUUUUUAAUGAAUAAUAGAAUCCCAUGUGUGUAUUGUAAAACCAUCAGUGGAUGUUCGCAUCCAGGAAGGCGAGAACUGCCACACAGGGAGUCUUGGCAGCCAGGCAGCACCAUGUGCUCUGCGCCUCCUCGGAUGUGCAUUGCCUACACACGUGGGUCAUGUCAGAGCUUCUAGGUCUCAUUUGGGUUGCACAUAUGGAUCUUUUGUUAAAUUUCCACUUCAAUAAAUGAAUCUUAUUUUUUAUUUUUGA